Messenger RNA from Drosophila rhopaloa, 736 nucleotides. RefSeq names its product c-Myc-binding protein homolog. Gene Ontology annotation, biological process: regulation of DNA-templated transcription. The coding region runs from base 86 to 610 and encodes 174 amino acids. Gene Ontology annotation, cellular component: nucleus. The transcript has 2 exons. The record is from RefSeq and is a predicted model, not a curated record. NCBI's taxonomy places the organism in Eukaryota, Metazoa, Arthropoda, Insecta, Diptera, Drosophilidae. Gene Ontology annotation, molecular function: transcription coactivator activity.
UAGAAAAUGGCAUGUGAAAAGGGCUUGACUUUGGUGUAUUUCGAAGUUGUAGUUACGGUCAUACCGCCUGUCUCCAUUUUUCAAGAUGUCCUUUAAGCCAAUUGAUCCGAAGCGUGACGAGAUCCGGCGCUAUUUGGAGCGCGGCAGCGUCCUGGACUCACUGACCAAGAUCUUCAUACGCGUAAUUAAGGAGCGCCCGGAGAAUCCGAUGGAGUACAUCCGUAACCACAUCGGAGUGGUGCGUCACCAACACGACAAGUACGAGCGCCUGCAGCAGGACCUGCAGCUGGCUAACGAGGAGAUCCAGCGGCUGCGUGGCAUUAUCAACAGCAUCAAUCCGGAUGUGCUGCAGGGCCAUCAGCCCGUGGCCCCCAGUGAGGCGGCCCCAGAGAUUCAAGAUGUCGUGGCAGAGCCAACUCCAGUUGCGGAGGAGAACGUAGAGGCCAAUCCAGAGAAACCUGGAGAAAGUUCAGCAGCAGUUGCGGAGGUAACAGCUGCUGUGGAGGCCUGCCAGAUUGAGGAGAAAGCGGUCGCUUCCAACGAGGUGGCUGCCGUCCAAGUUCAUCCCAAUCCAUCCGUCCAAGCCGAGGCCAGUAGCGCCAACGAGUAGAUCUCAGGAGCCAGCAGCUCACACCAAAAACAUCCCAUCAGAACGCAUCCAUUUAGAACAAGUGUAAAGUAUUUUCCUAAACGUAAAUGUAAAUAAAGCGAAAUACAAAAUAUGCAGGUCUGCGAA